UGCACUAGGGUGCCAAAUCUGAUAAGUUGACUUUUUUUUACUUGCGCCUGGUAGGACCAUGCUUUGUUGGAUCAUGGGAUUGCACCUUAGUAAUCAAAAGGAUACAUGGGAUUGCCACCACUAUGAAAUAUCAUUGCUAAUUCCAAUUUUUUUUUUGGAAUUCAUUUUUUAAUACGCUGUCAUACUAACAAAAUGGUGGAACUAAGCGUUUGCGUGACUUGAACUAAACAGUGCCCUCAAGUGGCUAGACCAUCUUUUAGUAAAUUGGACAGCAUACAGAAAAGUUUUAACCGAAGAUAAGAAUUGGUAAAAGCAGUAUAUUCAUAUUAUCUUAAAAUGGACCAAAUGCUUCCAAGUCCUGGGUUUAGCAUACCUAGUAUAGGUACACCGCUUCAUCAGCCUGAAGAAGAUCAACAAAUUUUGCCAAAUGCUCUCCAGCAACAGCAACAACAACAGCAGCCCUCGCAACAAUAUCAGUUACAACAGUUACAUUCAAUGAGUCCCAAUAUGCAAAGUGGAAUGUUGAUGUUAACGCCACAAAAAACUAUGCACACUUAUGCACCAGCUCCGCCUUUUGCAACACCACAAAGUCUCAUGCAGCCACAAACUCCGCAAAAUAUGAUGUCUCCUAUAGUUCCAUCCACAAGUCAAGUACAGCCGCCAUCAAUGGGCCCAUCCACUCCCGGACCAAUGACCCCUAUGACACCCGCUUCCGCAGAUCCUGGAAUUCUUCCACAAUUGCAAAACAUAGUCUCAACAGUUAAUUUAAACUGCAAAUUAGACUUAAAAAAAAUAGCCCUCCAUGCGAGGAAUGCUGAAUAUAAUCCAAAACGAUUUGCUGCCGUCAUUAUGAGAAUAAGAGAGCCGAGAACUACUGCUUUAAUAUUUAGUAGUGGGAAAAUGGUAUGCACAGGUGCAAAAAGUGAAGAAGAUUCUCGUCUCGCUGCAAGAAAAUAUGCUCGUAUUAUUCAGAAGCUGGGCUUUCCGGCAAAGUUCCUAGAUUUCAAAAUACAAAAUAUGGUCGGCAGCUGUGAUGUUAAGUUUCCUAUUAGAUUAGAAGGACUGGUUCUUACACAUGGUCAGUUCUCUUCUUAUGAACCAGAAUUAUUCCCCGGAUUGAUAUACCGAAUGGUGAAACCUCGCAUAGUACUACUUAUUUUCGUAUCUGGAAAAGUUGUACUCACAGGUGCAAAAGUAAGGCAAGAAAUUUAUGAAGCUUUCGACAACAUAUAUCCUAUUCUCAAAAGUUUCAAGAAACAGUGACAGGAUCAUUCAUAAUUUUUUAUGAUUAUUUGCUUGAUUUCUCUAGAUUUUUUGACUCGUCGAAAAUCCUUUUCCUUGGUAAAUGACGAAUUUAAAACUUAGCAUAAUGUAUGUUUCAGAUAAUGUACGUAUAUAUUAUAAAAUAUUUCUCUUACGAGAAAUUAACACUUAUCUUAAUUAAUCAUUUGAAACUCUUGAAAGUUAAAACGCUUUUCUUCGGAAUUGUACACCGAGAAAAAUGUAAAUUUGCUUAGACUCCAAUCACUUUCGGUAUGCCAUACCAUAAGCAAACCUCUACGGCACACUUGUACUGUUUUCGCAUCACUAGUUCAUAUAUGAAAAUCGAAACAAAUUUUUCUCGGUAUACUCAUUAUAUGAAAAUUUUAUUUUAUAUCUCAAGGCUCUGAAAUAAUUAUGGACUUUAGUAAGUAUCGGUAAGGAAUGUUUAUGAUAAGAUUAUCGAUGCACAAAAUUAUGUUAUAAUUUAAGUCAGAAUGUUAAUUAAUCUAAGUUUACUCCUUGAAUUUAUAAAAUAUCUUUUAUAAUAUUAUUUGAGCUUGCAAGGUGUGUACACAAAACAUUGAACAUGGAUUUUAAUAACAUUUUGUGGGCGAAAACGGUCUGGUAUGAAAUGAAAAAAGCUCAAACAGUUUGCAUAAAUAGAAAGCGAUUGCCGAGAACAAGGGUUUGAAAGAAAUUCAAUAGAAAAUAUGUAUGAAUAUUACAAAUACAGUAAUAAAUUGUAAAAAAAUAUAUUUCUAAA
Messenger RNA from Belonocnema kinseyi, 2026 nucleotides. RefSeq names its product TATA-box-binding protein (gene Tbp). The record is from RefSeq and is a predicted model, not a curated record. Bases 337 to 1263 code for a protein of 308 amino acids. Gene Ontology annotation, biological process: DNA-templated transcription initiation. Lineage: Eukaryota; Metazoa; Arthropoda; Insecta; Hymenoptera; Cynipidae. The transcript is spliced from 6 exons. Gene Ontology annotation, molecular function: RNA polymerase II general transcription initiation factor activity; DNA binding.